Molecule: messenger RNA, 812 nt
Organism: Saprolegnia parasitica CBS 223.65
Lineage: Eukaryota; Oomycota; Saprolegniomycetes; Saprolegniales; Saprolegniaceae
Exons: 7
Coding region: 65-745 (226 amino acids)
Cellular component (GO): endosome
Molecular function (GO): phosphatidylinositol binding
Source: RefSeq, a predicted model, not a curated record
GCACCGCCGGAGCUUGACGACCUCGACGCUCCUGCGCUUCUUCUGGGUGUUUCGCUGGGCGCUCAUGACCAAGUCCCUCUACUCGGCGAUCACGUCAAUGACCUCGUGGUGGGACGAGGUCGCCCACGCCAAGCUCGCGCUGCACUGCGUGGUGUACGGCAGCUUUACGUGCCUUGCCGUCUCGAGCUUUUGGACCCAGCGCGACUUGACGAAUUUGUCGCCAGAAGUGCUCGCGCUGUCUCGCCAACGCAUGAAGUCGAUCGCGUCGAUCCACGCCCACGGCAAGCAGUGGGUCCAGCAGAUGUACGGGUCCCUCGACCAGUACCUCCCCCACCGCCCGCGGACGCCGGUGCACGAGUCAAUUCUGUUUCCGCCGCCGACCGACCGCGUCCGCGUCAGCAUUCCGUCGUACACGAUCACGCGCAUGUCCUCGUCGUCCUUCGUGUCGUACAAGAUUCUGGUCACGACCGAAGACGAGACGUGGAGCGUGCGCCGACGGUUUAGCGACUUUGUGUUUUUACGCGACGAACUGCCCGAAUGCGUCAAGCUCGGCCCACUCUUCCCAGAAAAGACGCUUCUCAAGCAGUUCAACCCCAAGCGCAUCGACACCCGGCGCGUCAAGCUCGAGCGCUACCUCAACGCCGUGCUGUCCCACCCGCACUUUGACGUGCAGAACUCGCUGGCGCUAUGCGACUUCUUAGAGAUGGAAUAUGUCGCCGACGAAGCUGUCUAUCAAGUCGUGUAGAUAUCUUGUCGGCGGCGCACCUCGCCUCGACCCUUAAUUAUUCCUGGUCCGUGGGCUUAAACCCUAC